AUAUACACCAAUUUUAUAGUUUUUAAUUCUGCCAUUGGUUCUUUGGUUAUAAAUGCCUUUUUAAAUGUCUCUCUUUAAAUACGUUUCUUUCUCUUGUGAAUGACUGUCGCGAUGUAGCACGCCCAAGUGUCUACUUUGAAUUUGCUACACCGUUGUAGUCGUAUAGAUGACUAUACUGCCGUCGGUCGAUAAACAGCGAAACGCGGAACUGAAAAGUACUGAGUUAAAGGAAUGUGGACCGCUUGUAUCUUAAUACAGUAAUGCAGUAGUUCGAGAAUAAUAUAUUUGAUCUUAAUCUAGUUGAUCACAACAUCACUCGGUUUAUCAUGUUCGAGUAUUGUUGAAUACGCAUUGUGUAUUUCACACUUUUCUAAUGAACUUCCUUGAAUGUAUCGUCGAAGACAUCAAAGUGCAAGGGAACUGGUACGAAGGACGAAAGUGUGAAAGCGUACGCUCACUGCUACUUACUCGAAGAAACAUAUCUUUUGGCUAUUCUUAAUGCGUUCGAAAUAUUCGAUUUCAUUAUAUUGUUGAUGAAACGUUCGUUUGUUUAAUUAACCAACCAAGGAACAUUCUGGACUCGAGUAAUUGACGAAUACGGUGUAACUGUAACGUUUGUACGAGGAAUUUUAUGAUAAAUAGAAAAAGAAACACCACAAGACUGUUGAGAUAGUAACGGAAAUUUUUUUAUUGCAAAAACAUGUGAAUUCGUAUGUCACUUAUUAUUAUGACAAAUUUUAAGUUUUGGAAAGUUGAUGUAUGAUCCUCAUGUUCAAAUUAUAGGAUCGAGUGUGAAUAGUAACUUCCGUGAUAAACCAACACGAUAGUAAAAAUAUUCGAUGAUAUUAAAACGCGUGACUUUGAAAUUUCACAAUUUCCCUCUUCUUCAUUAUGUAUCAAUAAUUCCUUUUUCAUACGAGUUUUAAACUUUUCUUGAAAAACUUGCCAUUCUUUGGAUUUUACAUCGGCUAUGGUUGUAGCCAGUGGUGAGUGGGUACAAAAUGCCAGUUUUCCUGCCAGUCAGAAUUCCAACUUGAAAAUAAACUCUAUGCAAAACAACAAAAUGACAGCCAAAGGAAUUUUAAUUUGCCGUGAUAAUUCUCAUCCUUUUGAAGAACGUACAUUGACACUGGAGCAACCUGUUAAAAUUGGUCGCUCUGUGGCAAGAGCCAGAGCUACACCAAACAAUGCCAUUUUUGAUUGUAAAGUACUAUCUAGAAAUCACGCACUGCUAUGGUAUUCAGGUGGAAAGUUUUUUUUACAAGACACACGUAGCAGUAAUGGUACAUUUGUUAAUAAUCAAAGACUCAGUGCAGCUAGUUUAGAAUCAGCACCUAAAGAAGUAUGUUCUGGUGACAUAGUGCAAUUUGGAGUAGAUGUGAUAGAAAGUACAAAAAAAGUUAGACAUGGAUGUAUAGUUGCAACAUUAAAAUUAUAUUUGCCAGAUGGAAAAGAAGCUAAAGCUAGUCUUAGUACAUCGGUUGCAUCUCCACUCAAUAAUGUUUCAUUGGAAGAUGUGUACAAGCUGAAUCAAGUCAUGCAAGAAGCCUCAAGACGCGAGAAAGCACUUUAUUCUAAGUUAGUACAUCUUCAACAACUUGUAGCAAAUACUCGAAAGGCUGCUAAUCAAUCUUGGAAAGCAUUGAUAACAGAGGAUCGGUUAUUAUCUUGGGUGGAGAGUAUGGAAAAUCAACUGGCUGUUUAUUCUAAAAAUUAUACGGAAGAUAAAAUUAGAAACGAAUUGGUAUUGCUUCAGGAAGAAAAAGUACAUUACCAAAAUUCAGCAAAAGAGGCAUUACAGAAAGUAUUACAAGAAAAAUUAGAGGUAACUCAGAGAUUAGUCCAAUUAGAAGCACGUUUAAAUGAAACAGAAGAAGAAUGUCAAAGCCUUCAUAAUGUAGCAAAAUAUACUCAAACAGAGUUUCAGGAGUUAUGUAGCAAAUAUACAGAAGCACAAAAAAAAUUACAAGAAACUACAAAUAAACUAAAAGAAAGUGAAGAAAAAAUACAGGAUAUAGUACAAAGCACAGAGCAAGAAAAGCAAGAAUUUUUAAAGAGACUCGAAGAUCAAUCUAGAAUUGAAAAAAAUUUGCAGGCUAGAUUACGUGAUUCUCGAUUAGAUUCUGUGAAUAUCUAUAAGCAGAUCACAGCCCUCAGAAAUUACAUGCAAAUUUUGCAGGACAUGAAUUCAAAAUUAAUAACAACUGGCAUAGUAGAUGCAAAGGAUGAAGAAAAUCCUAUAGAAGCCAUCAAUAUUAUUCUUAAUAAGUUAAAUUCCAUUCAUGUUGACAAUGUAGACAUUGAUUUAGAGACAAAAAUGGACUUUUAUUCUGUGAAAGAUGAACAAGAUAAUCAAAUUAAUUCACAAGAUAUUGAUUCAAAUCAGCUAAAAAAUUCUGAUGAUUCUUUUUCAAAAGAACAAUUAGAUGAUUCAUUGGUUAAUAAUGAUAAUUCAACGGAAUAUAUUUUACCACCACCAUCUCGAAAAACUUUAGUUAAUGGAAAUGUAAAUAUAAAUAAUACAGAUAUGAAUUCAGAAUCUGAUGCUAAUUCAGAUGCAACAGAUGAUACGUGCAGUAUUACCAGUGAUGAUACAAGUGAAAAAUCUGUUAUAGAAGUUAAAAAAGAAGAACCUGUGUAUAAAGUAGCAGAAGAAAUUUUUGUACCUUAUAAAAUGGAAGUUAGAUUUAUGUGCGAAGAAAAUGUUAAACAUCUGGAAAUUUCUCAUUUACCUCAAACUGUACAGAAAUUAAAGGGAAACGAAGAAACAGAAAUGAAUGUUGGUAGCAUGAGCAAUAUUAACAUCACUUCAAAUGAGUCUGUCUCUAUGGAAAUUAAUCAACUUGAAAAGAAAGAUGAAACAGAUAAAGAUAGCAGUGAAUUAGAUGAAGAAUACGAAGAAGAACAUUUAGAAGGAGAUUAUGUCAAAACUCUAAAACCAUUAUCUAAGAAUGAUACCAUACAGCAAUGUGUGCAUAUCAGAGAAUAUUUACUGCAAACUUUGAUAGGAUCUCUAGAUUCGCUAAAAGUUGAAGACAAUUUAGAAUCGCAGCAAACCAUCAAGAAAGAGCUAGAAAGCCUAAAGGAAUGGUUAAUUUGUGAAUCUCACGAAGAAAUUGUUGAGAAGCUAAAACAACUGUAUUAUCGUGCCAAGAACGAAGCUCAAAGAAUUCAAGAGCUCCAUGAAGAAUUGGUUAUUUUAAAAGAAAAGUACAAUGCAUUUGUUGAAGAAAAAGCAGAGCUCUUGAAAAAAUAUACAUCUGUUAAAGCACAAUGCGGUGAUUUGUUAAAUACAACUUACACUAUACCGAUACAUUAUGUGGCACCUAUUGCAAUUAUAUUAAUAUGGAUGUUGCUUGAAAAAAUAUUUUAAUGUCUUUCUUUUUGUUUUUUGUAUAUAACUUUAACAUUGAUUAAUAUUAAAGUUUCCUUUCUUUUCCCUUUUAUUUUCGUAAUUUGUUUGUAUCGUUUGCUAAAUACUUCGAGAAUACAGAAUAUAACAAAUUGGGUAGCGUGUAGGUUCAACAAAAAAGUCUUGAACAUUUUUAUACCGACAAAAAUAUUAAGAAUUGUAUAUAUUUUUCCGAUAUUAUUGUUGAAGCACCAAUCUCAAAAACCUGCUCUGAUAAAUGACAAGAAUAAUGCAAACGUAUACCAUGUUACCGUUUAAAAACAAGGAACCAAAAUCAAAUUAAGCAGAGAAUUGUAGCAAUAAAUAUGUACAUAGAACAAAAUUCUAGGCUAGGAGAAAAUGUAUUAGAAAAAAUAUAGACAAUACCAUGUAAAAUGUUCAACAUGCUGCCAAUCUCGAUAUCAUAUCUUCUUGAAUAAAAUGGUAUUAAUCUCUAUUUACAGAUAUUACACACGUUUACGUCAUUAUUUUUUGCGAUCAAUUCAAGCACUGCACCCUACGACUCAAAUGUAUCAUUACAUAAAUUAUAAAUAACGUUUAUAUGCAAAGAACGAUUUUUAUAAAUGCCUGUGUCGAUAUA
This is a messenger RNA of Bombus impatiens (common eastern bumble bee), 3992 nucleotides long. It is a transcript of the gene Slmap, whose product is annotated as sarcolemmal membrane-associated protein-like. The coding region runs from base 971 to 3373 and encodes 800 amino acids. The transcript has a single exon. Gene Ontology annotation, molecular function: protein binding. NCBI's taxonomy places the organism in Eukaryota, Metazoa, Arthropoda, Insecta, Hymenoptera, Apidae. The record is from RefSeq and is a predicted model, not a curated record.